CUGACUGAGGUGAACCUUAUCAAAGUGCAUCAUAAACAUUAUCUUUCGAAGUGUAUGUUUGGGAGCAGUUAUAAGCGUGAGCCAGACUGAACAAUAAGGGCAAGAGGUCAUCGCAAACAGUGAAGAAACGUAAAAAAUGAGGGACUAUGAUGAUAUCACCGCUUUUCUAGGAACAUGGGGUCCAUUCCAGCUGACCGUUUUCUUAGCAUUAGCUAUAAGUAUCCUUCCAAAUGGUUUUGUAGGCCUCUACGUCGUUUUCGUGGGAGACACGCCAUCUCACGAGUGUCUGAUUCCUGAGGUGUUCAACAUUAGUGACAAGUGGAGAGAAGCCGCAAUCCCAAUGGUGAUGCAAGACGGUGUUUUAAAACGCAGCUCCUGCUCAAGAUACAAAAUGGAAACAGUGAGAAAUUUUUCUGCACUUAAUUAUGCCCCAAAUGUGGAUGUCAAUGUCAGUGAGAUAGAGGUCGAGUCUUGUGUGGAUGGCUGGAUCUACAGUAAAGAGAUUUACGAGUCUACGAUAGUGACAGAGUGGGAUUUGAUAUGUGAAAAUGAGUAUAAAGGGCCACUGACCUCAUCAAUAUAUUUUUUUGGCGUGUUGGUGGGGACCUUCCUUUCAGGACAGAUGUCUGACAGGUAUGGCAGAAGGCCUGUACUUUUUGCCAUGAUGGCUAUGCAGACAGUAACUAUCCUUAUCCAGAUGUUUUCUCCAAGCUGGGAAAUCUUCACUGCCAUCUACUUCUUUAUUGGAUUUAGUGGUUUUUCUAAUUAUGUUGUAGCAUAUGUCCUAGGCUGUGAAAUUCUCAGUCCAGCGAGUCGGGUGGUGUUUGGUUCUCUGGGUAUCUUCAUGGGGUCUGGAAUCGGACAGAUGUUCUUACCAUUAGCAGCUUAUUUCAUCCGCAGCUGGAGAUGGCUGGUGCUUAUAAAUGCUCUCACUGGACUCCUAUAUGUGCCAUUGUGGUGGUUUAUUCCAGAGUCUCCUAGAUGGCUGCUCUCUCAGGGAAGAAUAGCAGAAGCUGAAGCCAUUUUGAGACACGCAGCUGAAAAGAACAAGGUCAAAGCACCUGAAGUCAUUUUCACUUCCUCUGAGAUUGAGGAAGCAGCAAAGAUGAGGGAGAAAAAACAUAAUAUUCUGGAUAUUUUAAGGAACUAUAAUGCUGUUUUAACCAUCAUGAUAUGUUCACUUCUGUGGAUGGUCAUCACCAUGUCUUACUAUGCUCUCAUUCUGAACACCACAAACCUUCAUGGCAACCCGUACCUGAAUUAUUUCCUGUCUGCAGUGGUGGAGGUCCCAGCUUUUAUUAUAGCCACGUUGUUGCUCAGAUACUGCAGUAGGAGAUUCUGUCAGUCUUCCACUCUUCUUACAGGUGGAGCUAUGAUUUUCAUCAUACAGCUCAUUCCUAAAGACCUGACGGAGUUGGCAACCGCACUGGAAAUGCUGGGAAAACUUGGUGUCACAGCUGCGUUUUGUGUAGUGUACGCAGUGACUUCAGAGCUCUUUCCUACUGUGGUGAGAAACAUGGCCAUGGGAACAUGCUCCAUGACAGCUCGCAUAGGCAGUAUAGUUUCUCCCUUCAUCAUAUACUUGGGUAACUACUAUAAAUAUAUUCCUUAUAUUGUCAUUGGGAGCCUGGCUGUGUUUUCUGGCUUAAUUACGUUACUGUUGCCAGAAACUAAAAGAAAAGUUCUCCCCGAGACCAUUGCUCAGAUGCAGCGAAUAAAGGGACUGAGGAGCUCUAAAAAACAGGAUGCAAUGAUGUGGACAGCAGACAAAAGUAAAGUCUUCAAAGAAGUGAAACUUUAACAACUGGACAGUGAAAUAAAAUAAUGUUGUCCUGUUAAUCAAAUGAAUGACCCUAACCCUAAAUGACUUACACUGUUGAAUUGACAUCACAACAUAAAUUUGGCUUAGUUUUCUGCCUUUUAUUCAUUCAAAUCCUCCUUAUGAAGAGUUUUACUGCCUUUGAUUUAUUAUUAUGUUGGCCAUGAUGGCAUCUCAAGCUAUAUUGUAGGUCAGCUUGUUUUUCCCAUGUGUUUUACUGUAUUUAUCAGGAACAAAAUGCAUUUUAAUAACAUAGAUGGGUUUGUAAAUAACUCCUGAAAUGGACUCUGUCCUCUAGAGCACAAUCUUCAGUACGUUUACCCAUCUUAUCAAAUACGAAUUGUGACCUUGCAGGUACCUUUUGUGUUUUGCUUUGCUGCCUCUUUCUCCUCAGCUGCUCUAUGUCUGUACCAUAGAAUGAAAUAAAAUGUGAUCUGCCCAGGGAAGAUGUCUUAACCUGGUAGAACUGCUGCAAAUAAUGGGCCUCAAUCAUGAAACUUUCGUAAAUAUAUGAGUACAUUCUGAGCAACUGCACAAAUGCGUGUAAAACAGACCUUCCUGAAAACUCCCCUCCAAACAAACGCUUCAUAAACGUCCUAUUUGAUUGUUAAAUGUGUAUGUUAAUGAAUUCCAAUCAUUUGUAAAUGGAGCACUCGUGCACACUCAUUCAAAAUUAGCAUAAUCCCCACCUAUUAAUUACAGCUACGCAAAUUGCGUGUCCAGGAACGCAGUGGAAUAUUCUGGUCUGUUUUCUCAGUUUUGGCUCCACUAUAUUGCAUAAAUACAAAAAAGACUAAUAGGCCAUAUGACUAACAAUAAAUAUUCAAUAAAGUUUGUCCACCAAAAAGUUUUUAGCCAGCUGAAAAAAUGUCGGGUGCUCUUCUUAAAACGACCAGCUGUUGCCGCUUGAGAACGUUUGAUGGCACAGCAUUUUUCCACCUGAGAUGCCUUAGUUGCUAUGAUUUUGAAUAUCCAUGGCAACAACAUAUUACUAUUAUCUAUUUUUUAAGAAUUUUAUUAAAUAUAAAAAAGCAGUAACCAGACUUCUUCAUUGUUGAAGGCAGUCGUUGUACAAGUAGGAUGGUUGGGUGGUAUUUGACCCGCCUGUCCUCUAUUUAUGGUUGGGAAAAUAGUGACAGUGACGAGCGCUUUUACAGUUAUCAAAUCAGCUACAAAAAUAAAUAAAUAAAUAAAUAAAUAAAAUAAAAGAGGGCAAGGGCAAAUUAAUUUGUAAUUAUUAUGCAGUGCAUCAAAAUUCAGUGUCAUUUACAUGUGGUAGGGAACAUGUGUAUAUUCUUUCAUAACAACUAACAUUUUGAGAAUACAAACAUUUUCAUGAAUUCGAAAGUUUAUGUCAGAACGGCUUUACAAGUGAUUUACACAAAAAUUCGGUCUACUUGUGUUUCAUGAAUGAGGCCCAGUAAGUUAAUCAUACUUCAAACCUUAUAUACAUCUAUGUAUUUAUAGUAUGUUAAUAAGCUUAAGUUCUCUGUGAGCUGUUUACUUUCUUUAGGGCUUUUGUGUUUAUCAUUAUUUUUGUUUAUGUAAGGUACAAAAAAAUCUUACCCAGGAUUUGUACAGAUGUUUUGGUUCAAAAUAGAUAGUACCAUUAUUGAACAAGUAAAUAAAAUUACCCUACUGUCACCUCUC
Labeo rohita (rohu) is the source of this 3469-nucleotide messenger RNA. It is a transcript of the gene slc22a4, whose product is annotated as solute carrier family 22 member 4. Gene Ontology annotation, cellular component: membrane. Gene Ontology annotation, molecular function: transmembrane transporter activity. Bases 137 to 1801 code for a protein of 554 amino acids. NCBI's taxonomy places the organism in Eukaryota, Metazoa, Chordata, Actinopteri, Cypriniformes, Cyprinidae. Gene Ontology annotation, biological process: transmembrane transport. The transcript is spliced from 10 exons. The record is from RefSeq and is a predicted model, not a curated record.